Molecule: messenger RNA, 999 nt
Organism: Seriola dumerili (greater amberjack)
Lineage: Eukaryota; Metazoa; Chordata; Actinopteri; Carangiformes; Carangidae
Gene: park7
Product: Parkinsonism associated deglycase
Exons: 6
Coding region: 84-653 (189 amino acids)
Biological process (GO): guanine deglycation, glyoxal removal; protein deglycation, glyoxal removal
Cellular component (GO): nucleus; cytosol
Molecular function (GO): protein deglycase activity
Source: RefSeq, a predicted model, not a curated record
GCAGAGUAUUCUAGUUCCUGCUGGGAGUUGCACACUGGAGUUAGCGUCUUUGCACCUGCUAGAAACAGAACUGCAAGCUAACCAUGGCAGGAAAGAGGGCAUUAGUAAUCCUGUCUAAAGGUGCAGAGGAGAUGGAAACUGUUAUUCCUGUGGACAUCAUGCGCAGAGCUGGGAUUGCAGUGACGGUUGCAGGACUGACGGGCAAAGAGCCAGUCCAGUGCAGCAGAAACGUCGUCAUCUGUCCUGAUGCCAGCCUGGAGGAUGCCAGCAAACAGGGUCCUUAUGAUGUGGUGCUUCUGCCAGGAGGAAUGCCAGGGGCCCAGAACCUGGCAGAGUCUCCUGCUGUGAAAGAGGUGCUGAAAGAUCAAGAUGGCAGAAAAGGCCUGAUUGCAGCCAUCUGUGCAGGUCCUACUGCUCUUCUGGCACAUGGCAUCGGCUACGGCAGCACAGUCACUACACAUCCAGCCAUGAAGGAGAAGAUGAUGACUGGAGAUCACUAUAAAUAUUCAGAGGCUCGAGUACAGAAGGAUGGACAUUACAUCACCAGCCGUGGGCCAGGAACCAGUUUCGAGUUUGCCCUGACAAUUGUAGAGGAACUUAUGGGGGCUGAGGUUGCAGCUCAAGUCAAGGCUCCUCUUGUUAUUAAAGACUGAAUGUAGCUGUGUUCAGUUACAUCCUGCAAGCAGCACUGCCCGUCAUACAAGCCUGGCAUUACUGAAACGGCUUCUCCAAUGUAGCUGGCACAAGUAGUCAAAGUUGCUAGUGACAAAUCGCUCUCCCAAGGGGACAUAAAGAUGUUUCUGUGUCCUCCCCUAGUCUUUCUUAGUUAGCAAUGAAAGGCACCAUGUGUUAUUUAACACUGAAAUACAACUAGAUAGUCACUGCACAGGACUUCCAAAUGAGAUUAAAUAGAUUUUGUUUCAUUGUAGUUCUCCCACAUGCUUACUCAUUAUUCUGAUUGCCUUUAUUGUUUCACUUGUCAUUAAAACAUUAAUGUGA